Rhipicephalus sanguineus (brown dog tick) is the source of this 2081-nucleotide messenger RNA. RefSeq names its product protein FMC1 homolog. The record is from RefSeq and is a predicted model, not a curated record. Gene Ontology annotation, biological process: protein desumoylation. NCBI's taxonomy places the organism in Eukaryota, Metazoa, Arthropoda, Arachnida, Ixodida, Ixodidae. The coding region runs from base 210 to 1196 and encodes 328 amino acids. Gene Ontology annotation, cellular component: mitochondrion; nucleus. Gene Ontology annotation, molecular function: deSUMOylase activity. The transcript has 2 exons.
AUCAAAUCAGCAAGCCGGGCGGGUACGUUACGUAGUUUACGUAACAUGGCGGCUCCCAAGGAAUCGCGCGUUUUGAUCCGCGCCGUUAUUCAAGAGCUUAGGAGAAGUCUUCCGCAGGGACAGUUCAGCUUGCUGGAAGGGAGCCCUCGAGGUAGGAGGGCCCCGUGAGUCCCCCUCCCCCCACGUCGUUUGUGCCUCCAGCGGUCUUGAUGGACUUCCGACUCAUUGGUGUAUUCGAGUCUUCCUGCCCCUGUCGUGCCGACGACUGGGACCUCGAAAUCUGCCCAGAACCCAGGUUCCGGCUCCUCGUCUCCAGCAUGCCUGGGCCCAGCACAGGCCAAGGCCUGUCCGAACUCAUCAAGAUGACGCAGGACUGCUCGGUGGCCCUGCAGCGGCUCGAGGACGUGGUCCCGGGUUUUCACUACUUGACACGCUCGAGCCGCACCGUGGCCGGAAAGGAACGGCUCGCCAGAGCGGCCGCGUGCACAAACGGGACGGCUACUGCGGUGGGUGCGGACGAAGAGUGGAUGAGAGACCGCGUCCAAAAAGAGCUGAGGCGGGGAAGGGGAGACAAGAGGCGUGUAGUCGUGCGCAGUUUCGGCUACACGGUUACGUGCAAGGACUUGAAAACGGUGCUCGGUACAAACUGGCUGAACGACGUCGUCAUCGACUUCUACAUGGGGCUCGUGGCCGCACGUUCCAACGAGACCCCCGGCAGCCUCCGCGUGCACGCACUGACGACGCACUUCUUCAACGUGCUGAGAAACCGGGGCUACGAUGCCGUGCGCCGCUGGACGGACACUGUGGACUUGUUUUCGUACGACUUGGUGUUUGUGCCCAUCCACGACCUAGACCACUGGUCGCUCGCCGUUCUCAACAUGACGAACCAAACGUUUGAGUUCUACGAUUCCAUGGGUCGUAAGAACUGGAGGUGCUAUCAGGUGUUGAUGGCUUACCUGAGAAAAGAGCACCAGGACAAGCAGAAAGUUCCUCUCACGCCGGAUGUGAAGUGGGAGUGCCAUUACGUUAAGAACCUUCCACAGCAGACCAACUCUCACGACUGUGGAGUGUUUGUGUGCCUGUAUGCAGAGUGUCUCGCAAGAGGCGCGCCUUUCACUUUCUCCGCUCGUGACAUUCAGCGGUUACGAUAUCGAAUUGCCUUUGAGAUCUUGUCGGGAAAGUUGAUGAACCACUGACACUGACUGCUGCCACUUCACACAAAGACAAAACUAACGCAUUACCUGGGGGGACACGUUGCUGAUGGCAGCCUCCACACACGUGCCUGUGCUGUUUACACAAGCAUACCUGAUUAGAUGAGACGUUUUCUUCAUUCGGCUUACACGGGCUGAUAGAUACCCGUUUGUCUUUGCCAUGUGAUAUGAAUGUUAAUAUUAGAGAUGUUCAGGCCUCCACCUUUUGCCAAUCCAAAGGCCACCAUGCUUCAUUUUAGGAGCUUCUCAUUUUAGUUUUGCACAACAUCAUUGUGCUCAACAUUUUUUGUGACGUUCUCGAUCAACCAUAACCUCUUCUUUUUGUGGGAUACUGUUCCGCGUGUGAAUACUUCAUUUUUAUAAUUUGGGUAUAUUGAGAACCUUGCAAUUUUCACUCACUUAAUGAACUUCCAAGUUAUUCUACAGAUGGACUUGUGUUAGCUAUACUCAAAACAGGGCAGCCCCUGCUUGUUUUCUAUUUGUGAAGCUCUUAGCUGCCUCGAAAAUGUGAGGACAGCAGGGCGUGUUUAAGAUUUGCGAUCUUCAAGCUCACGUAGUCCUAAAAUACUGACUUGCCAGUGUCAUUCAUUGCUUCUGCAAUAAUUGAUCCCUGGCAUUGCAGCAGAUUUUGACGGUAAGAGGCUUCUUGAACAAAUUUUCGUGCCAGGCUCGGUACUGAGGCAAGAUGCUUAAGAUGCUGUUUUUGCAGCAUUUUUUUGUGUUUACUGUGUUGAGUUUUGUAUGGACCCAAAAAGUCUCAUGCAUCAGAAUUUUCUGUUCUGGAGUUGGGUGCUCUGUCCUUUUUUUUUCUCCAGCGAAGUGAAUUUGUGGAAGAAAUAAUAAAUGUGCGUAUAUUUUUUUACUGUUAAA